Molecule: messenger RNA, 2474 nt
Organism: Cyanistes caeruleus (blue tit)
Lineage: Eukaryota; Metazoa; Chordata; Aves; Passeriformes; Paridae
Source: RefSeq, a predicted model, not a curated record
CUGUUCUGCGCCCUCUUCUCUGUUCCGUGUCGAUUGGAUCCACGAGCGUGUAUUUUCAUUUGCUCUGUGCCUUGCCAGAAGGAGAAAAAGGAGAAGAAAUCUAAACGUCGGGACAAGUUUCAGAGGGGAAAGACUCAGUCAGAUGAAAGCGAGGAAUCGGAUGAAGAGCGUUAUGCCCCGAAACCCAAGAAAUCAAAGAGCGUCAGUAAACAGAACGGUCACACGAAAGAGGAAAGCCUGGAGAAAUCGAGAUUGUCCUCCUUUAGCAGCAAAUCCUCCCGCAGAAGCCGACAGAGUAGUUCCAGUGAAACGUCAAGUGAGAGCGAAAGCGAGAGCGAGCAGGAUCAGGAGUUGACUGGAGAACAGAAAGAGGGUGCUUUCUCCAAUUUUUCCAUUUCCAAAGAAACUGUCCAGCUUCUUCAAGCUCGAGGAGUGACAUACCUGUUCCCUGUGCAAGUGAAGACCUUCAACCCAGUGUAUUCUGGCAAAGAUGUCAUUGCUCAAGCACGAACUGGAACAGGGAAAACAUUCUCUUUUGCUAUUCCCUUAAUUGAAAAGCUUCAGGGAGAGUCACAGGAAAGAAGAAGAGGCCGUCCACCAAAGGUUCUAGUUCUUUGUCCAACGAGAGAGCUGGCAAAUCAGGUUGCCAAAGAUUUCAAGGACAUCACAAGGAAGCUGACAGUAGCUUGUUUUUAUGGAGGAACUCCCUAUAAUGGACAAAUUGACCUCAUGAGAAGUGGCAUUGACAUUUUGGUUGGGACCCCUGGUCGAAUCAAAGACCACCUGCAGAAUGGCAAGCUGGACCUCACCAAGGUGAAACAUGUUGUACUUGAUGAAGUGGACCAGAUGCUGGACAUGGGAUUUGCUGAGCAAGUGGAAGACAUUUUACGAGUUGCAUACAAGAAGGAUUCUGAAGACAAUCCUCAGACACUGCUGUUUUCUGCAACUUGCCCACACUGGGUGUAUGAUGUGGCUAAGAAAUACAUGAAGUCUAGAUAUGAACAGAUUGACCUUAUUGGGAAAAGAACUCAGAAGGCUGCUACAACAGUAGAACAUUUGGCAAUAGAGUGUCACUGGUCUCAGAGAGCUGCAGUUAUUGGAGAUGUCAUUCAGGUCUACAGUGGCAGCCACGGGAGGACCAUUGUCUUCUGUGAGACCAAAAAGGAGGCAAAUGAGCUGGCUCUGAAUGCUUCAAUCAAACAGGAUUGCCAGUCAUUGCAUGGUGACAUUCCUCAGAAGCAGAGGGAGAUCACACUGAAGGGUUUUAGAAAUGGUUCAUUUAAAGUUCUGGUUGCAACCAAUGUAGCUGCCCGUGGUCUAGAUAUCCCAGAAGUUGACCUGGUUGUACAAAGCUCACCACCAAAGGAUGUGGAGUCCUACAUCCAUCGUUCUGGGCGCACAGGUCGAGCUGGGCGGACUGGGAUCUGCAUCUGUUUUUAUCAGCGAAAGGAAGAAUAUCAGUUAAGACACGUGGAACAAAAAGCGGGCAUUACAUUCAAGCGUGUUGGUGUUCCUACCGCAACAGACAUAAUAAAGGCUUCCAGCAAAGAUGCCAUGAGGUGCCUGGAUUCUGUUCCUCAGACUGCUAUUGAGUAUUUCAGAGAAUCUGCUCAGUUGCUAAUAAAAGAAAAGGGACCAGUUAAUGCUCUGGCUGCAGCCCUGGCCCAUAUUUCGGGUGCUACUUCCAUUGAACAGCGCUCACUGCUGAACUCAGAUGCGGGAUUUGUUACAAUGAUUCUACGCUGCUCUGAGGAAAUAAGCAACAUGAGCUAUGCCUGGCGAAGACUGCGAGAGGUGUUGGGUGAUGAUGUUGAUCGGAAGGUGAACAGAAUGUGUUUCCUCAAGGGGAAAAUGGGUGUGUGCUUUGACGUUCCUGUGGCAGACCAAAAAGAAAUUGAGGCAAGGUGGGAAGAUUCCAAACAUUGGCGUUUGUGUGUGGCAACUGAAUUACCAGAGCUGGUAGAAUCCAUACGAGGAGGAGGAGGAGGAGGAGGGAGUGGUGGAGGAAAUGGACGAAGCUUCUCAAGCUCCAGGAAUGGUCGGCGUGGUGGCUCUGGUAGAAACAGAUUCAGGGCCAGAGGCCAGAAACGAAGUUUCAGCAGAGCGUUUGAACAUUAACUUCAACAAUCCAGAAGUGAGAAAAAAAUGGGACUGAAGUAUUUUAUAUUACAUUACACUAGGCUGUUCCUGUGUGUUUGUACCAUUGGGGAAAAUACUUCAUAAAGGUUUUUUUUUUGUCAGUACUACUUUGCUCAUAAGCGAUGUUAAUUUUAAAAAACGUGCAAAGCAAAAAAACCCAAAAAAUCUGCAAGAAAAAAUGUUUCUUUUGUUUCUCAUAUUGCUCUUUGAAUCUUUCCAUAAUAUGUCUGUUGCGUUCAAAACUGUAGCCUGGUUCACUGUAUAAUAUAUAGAUCUGAAUUGCUGCUCAAACCUGUAAAUUUUCUGAUAAAACUAAAUAUUGUUUUACAACUUCA